Messenger RNA from Pollicipes pollicipes, 702 nucleotides. Its product is annotated as flocculation protein FLO11. Bases 1 to 702 code for a protein of 233 amino acids. The record is from RefSeq and is a predicted model, not a curated record. NCBI's taxonomy places the organism in Eukaryota, Metazoa, Arthropoda, Thecostraca, Pollicipedomorpha, Pollicipedidae. The transcript has 3 exons.
AUGCGGCCGCACCAGCAGCCGGCCCACCAGGUCGAAGAGGCGGGCGAAGCCGAGCGGCGUGCAGAGCAGCAGCAGCAGCACGCCGAAGCUGGAGAUGAAGGAGUAGAGCAGCGGCAGGUGCGCGGUCCACACCGUCUGCAGGCUGCGCCGGCCGCUCUCGCCGUCCAGGAAGGCCGACAGCACGUACGCGAUGCCGACGACGAGGACGGCGAGCAGGGAGAGCACGUGCGCUCGUGCAGCGCGCCCGUGUCGACGGUGCGCUCGGACAGCGCGCCUGUGUCAACAGUGCGCUCGGACAGCGCACCUGUGUCGACAGUGCACUCGUGCAGCGCGCCUGUGUCGACGGUGCGCUCGGACAGCGCGCCUGUGUCAACAGUGGGCUCGGACAGCGCGCCUGUGUCGACGGUGCGUUCGGACAGCGCGCCUGUGUCGACGGUGCGCUCGGACAGCGCGCCUGUGUCGACGGUGCGUUCGGACAGCGCGCCUGUGUCGACGGUGCGCUCGGACAGCGCGCCUGUGUCAACAGUGCGCUCGGACAGCGCGCCUGUGUCGACGGUGCGUUCGGACAGCGCGCCUGUGUCGACGGUGCGCUCGGACAGCGCGCCUGUGUCGACGGUGCGCUCGGACAGCGCGCCUGUGUCGGCGGUGCGCUCGGACAGCACGCCUGUGUCGACAUCCGACUUCGGAUCCCGAGGAGUGUGA